CGCGCGGGCCGGAGCGGACGGGGACGGGGACGGGGCGGCGGUUGGCUGUGGCUGCUGAGAGUCCAGUCAGGACGCCGAGAGGCGGCGGAGGAGGCACCGGCGGCACCGGCAGAGGGGGCGACAGCGGUUGAGGCGGCGGUCCAACGCGUGCUCUCUGGGCGGGUGCGGCGGGGGAUGUGCCUGCCCAGGCCGGGCGGAGUCUCUCUGACAGGGCGGGGGGUGCGCGGCGGCCGCUCGCCCGGACCCUAAGGCAGCUGGGCCCACCCUCCUGAAACCCUCCGACCCUCGGUGGUCUCGGCCUCUGCUGUCUCCUCCGGCCUGACCCUGGGGCUGAGGCUGGCAGGCGGCUUCCGCCGAAGAGGAGGGGGCUGCGGUGGCCACCGCGGCGGAGCCCGAGGUUCUGUAUCCUCGUAUUAUACAUGUGUGUCUAUUGAAAACAGCACAGAGGUGGAUUUUAAAAAUCUGCUCUGACCAUCUUUGUCUUUUAACUGGAGCAUUCACGCUUAAUACAGCAGUUCUUUUGCCACGAAAAUGAUUUGUGCAGUCUUGAACACAUACUAUCCAUGCUGAUGGGACAGGAUCCAAUAUGAAUAUAAAUGAUGGAGGAAGACGACGCUUUGAGGAUAAUGAACAUACAUUACGUAUAUAUCCUGGGACAAUUUCAGAAGGGACAAUCUACUGUCCAAUUCCUGCCAGAAAAAACUCCACGGCUGCUGAGGUGAUUGACUCUCUUAUAAACAGACUUCAUCUUGACAAAACAAAAUGUUAUGUUCUAGCAGAGGUAAAAGAAUUUGGUGGAGAAGAAUGGAUACUCAAUCCAACAGACUGUCCAGUUCAGCGAAUGAUGUUGUGGCCCCGAAUGGCUCUGGAAAAUCGCUUGAGUGGAGAGGACUACCGUUUUCUUCUGAGAGAAAAAAACCUUGAUGGAUCAAUCCAUUAUGGUAGUCUUCAGUCAUGGCUACGGGUAACAGAAGAACGUCGCAGGAUGAUGGAACGGGGUUUUCUUCCACAGCCUCAACAAAAAGACUUUGAUGAUUUAUGUAGCUUACCUGAUUUGAAUGAGAAAACUCUCUUAGAAAACCUACGAAAUCGCUUUAAGCAUGAAAAAAUUUACACCUACGUUGGCAGUAUUCUAAUAGCUAUUAACCCAUUCAAGUUUCUUCCUAUUUAUAACCCCAAAUACGUCAAAAUGUAUGAUAACCACCAAUUGGGAAAACUUGAGCCUCACAUUUAUGCUGUGGCUGAUGUAGCUUAUCAUGCCAUGCUUCAGCGCAAAAGGAAUCAGUGCAUCGUGAUUUCAGGAGAGAGUGGUUCUGGGAAGACUCAAAGCACAAACUUUCUUAUUCAUCACCUUACUGCCCUCAGUCAGAAAGGAUUUGCCAGUGGAGUGGAACAAAUUAUUCUUGGAGCUGGACCAGUACUUGAGGCCUUUGGAAAUGCAAAGACAGCUCAUAAUAACAAUUCAAGUCGUUUUGGCAAGUUUAUUCAAGUAAAUUACCAAGAAACAGGCACUGUACUUGGUGCCUAUGUUGAAAAGUAUCUACUGGAGAAGUCCAGACUCGUUUAUCAAGAGCAUAAUGAACGGAACUAUCAUGUGUUUUAUUACCUCCUGGCAGGAGCAAGUGAAGAAGAGAGAUUAGCAUUCCAUCUUAAACAACCGGAAGAAUAUCAUUAUCUCAAUCAGAUAACAAAGAAACCCCUCAGACAGAGCUGGGAUGAUUAUUGCUAUGACUCUGAGCCGGAUUGCUUCACAGUGGAGGGGGAAGAUUUGAGGCAUGACUUUGAACGCUUACAACUAGCCAUGGAAAUGGUAGGAUUUCUUCCCAAGACACGAAGACAGAUUUUCUCUCUUCUCUCAGCAAUACUACAUUUGGGUAAUAUCUGUUAUAAAAAGAAGACAUACCGGGAUGACUCCAUAGAUAUAUGUAAUCCUGAAGUUCUGCCUGUUGUCUCAGAAUUAUUAGAAGUUAAAGAAGAGAUGCUAUUUGAAGCACUAGUUACAAGGAAGACCGUGACAGUGGGAGAAAAGCUUAUUUUACCAUACAAACUGGCAGAGGCUGUGACAGUGAGGAACUCCAUGGCUAAGUCUUUAUAUAGUGCCCUGUUUGACUGGAUAGUUUUUCGGAUUAAUCAUGCACUUAUGAAUAGUAAAGAUUUGGAGCAAAAUAUCAAGACUUUGUCCAUUGGUGUUCUUGAUAUUUUUGGGUUUGAAGAUUAUGAAAAUAACAGCUUUGAACAGUUCUGUAUUAAUUUUGCUAAUGAACGCUUACAACACUACUUUAAUCAGCAUAUCUUUAAAUUGGAGCAGGAGGAAUAUAGAGCUGAAGGUAUCAGCUGGCACAAUAUAGAUUAUAUUGAUAAUACCUGUUGCAUAAAUCUUAUUAGCAAGAAACCAACAGGCCUGCUCCAUCUUUUGGAUGAAGAAAGCAACUUUCCACAGGCUACAAAUCAAACACUGCUGGACAAAUUUAAGCAUCAACAUGAAGAGAAUUCUUACAUUGAAUUUCCAGCUGUGAUGGAGCCUGCUUUUAUCAUAAAGCAUUAUGCUGGGAAAGUGAAAUACGGGGUAAAGGAUUUCCGGGAAAAAAAUACAGAUCAUAUGCGCCCUGACAUUGUAGCUCUUCUGAGAAGUAGCAAGAAUGCAUUUAUCUCUGGGAUGAUUGGAAUUGAUCCUGUAGCUGUUUUCCGUUGGGCAGUUCUCCGAGCUUUUUUCAGAGCUGUUAUUGCUUUCAGGGAAGCUGGGAAAAGACACAUUCAGAGAAAAACUGGACAUGAUGAUACAGCGCCAUGUGCAGUUUUGAAAAGUAUGGAUAGUAUUAGCUUUCUCCAACACCCAGUCCACCAGAGGAGCUUAGAGAUUCUGCAGAGGUGCAAGGAAGAGAAGUACAGUAUAACUCGGAAAAAUCCCAGAACACCUCUUUCUGAUCUCCAGGGCAUGAAUACUCUAAAUGAAAAAAACCAACAUGAAACAUUUGAUUUUGCCUGGAAUGGCAGAACUGGGAUUCACCAGAGCAGACUAUCAAGUAACACCUCCUUGCUUGAUAAAGAUGGGAUAUUCGCUAAUUCAGCUAGCAGCAAACUCUUGGAGAGAGCCCAUGGAAUUCUCACGAGAAACAAAAAUGUCAAAUCCAAGCCUGGCCUUCCAAAGCACUUGCUAGAAGUAAAGUCUUUAAAGCACCUGACAAGACUGACCCUACAGGAUCGCAUUACCAAGUCUCUUCUUCAUUUGCACAAGAAGAAGAAACCUCCCAGCAUCAGUGCCCAGUUUCAGGCCUCAUUAAGCAAGCUGAUGGAAACACUUGAUCAAGCAGAACCGUAUUUUGUAAAAUGCAUUCGCUCUAAUGCCGAAAAGUUGCCAUUAAGGUUCAGUGAUGCCUUGGUACUUAGACAGCUUCGGUACACUGGGAUGCUGGAGACAGUUCGAAUUCGCCAAUCAGGAUACAGCUGCAAAUAUUCUUUCCAGGAUUUUGUGAGCCAUUUCCACGUACUUCUUCCCCGAAAUAUUAUUCCAUCCAAAUUUAACAUUCAGGAUUUCUUCAGGAAAAUAAAUCUUAAUCCAGAUAAUUAUCAAGUUGGAAAAUCCAUGGUAUUCCUAAAGGAGCAGGAACGACAACACCUCCAAGAUCUGCUUCACCAAGAGGUGCUCCGCAGAAUCAUAUUGUUGCAGCGAUGGUUCAGGGCCUUGCUGUGUAGGCAGCAUUUCCUCCAUCUGAGACAGGCAUCCGUUAUCAUCCAGCGAUUCUGGAGGAAUUACCUAAAUCAGAAGCAGGUCAGAGAUGCAGCUGUGCAGCAGGAUGCUUUAGUUAUGGCUAGUGCAGCCACUCUUCUUCAAGCUUCCUGGCGUGCUUACUUAGAGAGGCAGCGGUAUUUGGAGCUCCGGACUGCAGCCAUCGUCAUCCAGCAGAAAUGGAGGGAGCACUAUAGGCGGAGGCACAUGGCUGCUAUUUGCAUACAGGCGAGAUGGAAAGGCUACAGGGAAAGUAAGAGGUAUCAAGAACAAAGGAACAAAAUUAUCCUUUUGCAAUCACUAUGUAGAGGAUUCAGAGCAAGACAAAGAUUUAAAGCUUUAAAAGAACAAAGACUAAAAAAAACAAAACUAAAACUUGGAUUGGCAAAUAUCAAGCCAUAUGGAACUCUGGAAAUUCACGGUUCAGACCCUUCAGAAUGGGAGGAUUGUUCAUUUGACAACAGAGUAAAAGCCAUAGAGGAAUGUAAAUCUGUGAUAGAGAGUAAUCGAAUUAGUCAUGAAAGUUCAAAGGACUGCUUGAACGAGUCCCCAAACAAGCGACAGGAGAGAGCCAGAAGUCGAAGUGGUAUGGACUUGCAGGGAGAUGUGACUGUAAGAGAGAGACCCAAGUCCUUGGAAGAUCUCCACCAGAAAAAAGUGGGUCGGGCCAAAAGAGAAAGUCGGAGAAUGAGAGAACUAGAGCAAGCUAUAUUUAGUUUAGAAUUGCUGAAAGUCCGUUCUCUUGGUGGUGUGUCUCCUUCAGAAGAACGUAGGUGGUCUACAGAACUGAUGCCUGAGGGCCUUCAGUCUUUACAGGGUACACCUGAUAGUGAAAGCUCUCAAGGAAGCUUGGAACUUCUGAGCUGUGAGGAAAGCCAAAAGAGCAAACUAGAGCCCAUAAUUCUAGAUGAAGGAGAUGUGCCGUUUCUGUCACCUAAGAUAUCUAGCAGUCCAAAUUUUGAUUCACAGGACAAUGCCCUCAGUACCUCAAGUGAGACUAACUAUACAUUGAUUCAAAAGAGGGCACCUUCUGACUCAGUGCAUUUAAAGAAUGGGGCUAUGAAGGAAAAACUGGUUUGCAGUUCUGAAUCUAUUACCUGUAAACCACAGCUGAGAGACUCCUUUAUUUCAAAUAGUCUGCCUACAUUUUUUUAUAUUCCCCAACAAGACCCACUGAAAACAAAGUCUCAGCUAGACACAAGUGUCCAGAGAAACAAACUAUUGGAAAGUGAAGAAACACUUCCAUCUCUUACUUUGGAUAUCAACAGGGAAGCCAGAAAGUACCACUUCCCAGGGGAAAAUCAAGUUGUUGCUUCUUUGAAUACAGAUUCUUCCAAUAUUGUGCUUAAGAAGUUAGAAAAGCUAAACACUGAGAAGGAAGAAAGGCAAAAGCAAUUGCAGCAGCAGAAUGAAAAAGAGAUGAUGGAACAGAUUCGCCAGCAAACAGAUAUUUUAGAAAAGGAGCGUAAAGCCUUUAAGACAAUUGAAAAGCCAAGAACUGGGGAGACUUUUCUGGUACCAUCUUUCCAUCAGUCAAAGCAAAGAAUAGAGAGGCCAUCCUCUCUCCUCAUCCUGACUACCCCAAAUAAGGACGAACCCAGUGUAGUUGGGACUCCAUCAGUAACUGUAAAAGAUGCUGCUCUUGCCCCAAAAGACAGUCCCUCUGCUCACUUACCCUUGAAGGACCGACCUGUCACUCUGUUCUUUGAAAGAAAAGGAGGCCCAUGCCAAUCUAGUGCUGUUAAGGAAUUAUCCAAGACAGACAGAAUGUCCACCCAACUGAAUGUAGCCUGUAAACUCUCUAAUAAUCGCAUUUCAAAAAGAGAACACCUUAGGCCAACUCAGCCUUGUAGCUACAAAUCUGAUGACCUUUUCAGAGAUGGAACUACUAGGGCCAUUUUCUUCACGCCAAAGGAAAAUAUGAGUAGUUCCCUUGUCACCAAGGAAGCCUUAAACAGUGGAAAUCCUCAACUCCAUAAACAAGAUGAACCAGCUUCGAAACCUGUGAAGUUAACUGGGCCGGGCCAAAGAGAGCAGGUUGCCAGACCGGCCCAUAAAAAGAAAGCUCGAAUGGCGCGGACGCGCUCCGAUUUCUUGACUAGAGGUACUUUUGCCGAUGGGGAGGGGGAUACAGAGGAAGAUGAUUACGAUGACAUUAUUGAGCCCCUUCUCUCCCUUGACCAAGCUUCUCACUCUGAGCUAGGGCCUGCACCCGGCCUGGGUCAGGCCUCUCACAGUGACUCCGAAAUGACAUCACAGCGUUUUUCCUCAGUUGAUGAAGAAGCAAAGCUUCAUAAGACCAUGUCUCAAGGAGAGAUUACGAAGUUGGCAGUGAGACAGAAGGCUUCAGAUUCAGAUAUAAGACCUCAGAGAGCUAAGAUGAGAUUCUGGGCCAAAGGGAAACAAGGGGAGAAGAAGACUACCAGAGUGAAACCUGCCACCCAUUCGGAGGUUUCGGCACUCUUUGCUGGCUCAGAUAUGAUUCCAGCUCAUCAGUUUCCAGAUGAAUCAUCUCAGAAUCAGCCAACACCUCCUUUGAGUCCAGAAUUGCCUGGGAGUUGCCGGAAGGAGUUCAAAGAGAACAAAGAGCCUUCUCCAAAGGCAAGACGCAAGCGAAAUGUGAAGAUCAGCAGCGUGGCUUUGGAGUCUAUGCAUUGGCAAAAUGACUCUGUCCAGAUCAUAGCAAGUGCCAGUGAUUUAAAAAGCAUGGAUGAAUUUCUUCUGAAAAAGAUGAAUGACCUAGAUAAUGAAGACAGCAAGAAAGACACACUAGUGGAUGUUGUAUUUAAAAAAGCUCUGAAAGAAUUUCGGCAGAAUAUCUUCAGCUUUUAUUCAUCUGCAUUGGCGAUAGAUGAUGGGAAAAGCAUACGGUAUAAAGACCUCUACGCACUAUUUGAACAGAUUUUGGAAAAGACCAUGAGGCUUGAGCAGCGUGAUUGGAGUGAAUCUCCAGUCAGAGUUUGGGUCAACACUUUUAAAGUGUUUUUAGAUGAAUAUAUGAAUGAAUUCAAGACUCUGGAAUAUGUACCCACAAAGGUGCCAAAAACAGAGAGAAAGAAAAGAAGGAAAAAAGAAACUGAUUUAGUAGAAGAGCACAAUGGUCACAUCUUUAAGGCCACCCAGUAUAGCAUCCCUACAUACUGUGAGUACUGUUCUUCUUUGAUAUGGAUAAUGGACCGAGCCUCUGUUUGCAAAUUAUGCAAGUAUGCUUGUCAUAAGAGGUGCUGUCUGAAAACCACAGCCAAGUGCUCUAAAAAGUAUGAUCCAGAGCUAUCAUCUCGACAGUUUGGGGUUGAAUUAUCCCGUUUGACCAGUGAAGACCGAACUGUUCCUUUGGUGGUGGAAAAACUCAUAAACUACAUUGAAAUGCAUGGAUUAUACACAGAAGGUAUUUACCGAAAGUCUGGUUCAACUAAUAAAAUCAAGGAGCUUCGACAAGGUCUAGAUACAGAUGCUGAGAAUGUAAACCUAGAUGACUAUAACAUACACGUCAUUGCAAGUGUAUUCAAACAAUGGCUUCGUGAUUUGCCCAAUCCACUCAUGACCUUUGAACUCUAUGAGGAAUUUCUUCGAGCUAUGGGCCUUCAGGAGAGGAAAGAGACAAUCCGUGGUGUCUACUCUGUGAUUGACCAGCUCUCCCGAACUCAUCUCAAUACCCUGGAACGCCUCAUCUUUCAUCUAGUCAGGAUUGCUCUACAGGAAGACACUAAUCGAAUGUCUGCUAACGCUUUGGCCAUUGUAUUUGCACCCUGCAUUCUCCGCUGCCCUGACACCAUCGACCCACUACAAAGUGUGCAGGACAUCAGUAAGACUACCACCUGUGUGGAGCUGAUUGUUGUGGAACAAAUGAAUAAAUAUAAGGCUCGUCUCAAAGACAUCAGUAGCCUGGAAUUUGCUGAGAAUAAGGCAAAGACCAGGCUGUCACUGAUUCGUAGAUCAAUGAAACCUGUACUAAUUGCAGUUAGAUUUAUGAGCAUUACCCGCAAUUCAGUCUCGGGGAAGGGGCGUCUUCGUCGAGGGAACUAUCCAUGCCCAUCCUCUCCUGUUGUAGUUCGGUUGCCCUCCAUGUCUGAUGUCCCAGAAGAGACCUUGACUAGUGAGGCAGCGCUGGAGGCUGACAUCACAGAACAGCAGCAAGCAGCUAUGCAGCAGGAGGAGAGAGUCCUGACUGAGCAGAUUGAGAACCUGCAGAAAGAAAAGGAAGAGCUAACUUUUGAGAUGCUUGUACUGGAACCCCGUGCCUCUGAUGAUGAAACCCUUGAGUCUGAGGCCUCCAUAGGGACUGCGGAUAGCUCUGAAAAUUUGAAUAUCGAGUCUGAAGGUGCCAUCGCUGAGAAAUCAGAGAGAAGCUUAGCCCUUAUCUCCCUGAAGGCAGCUGGCAAGUCUGAACCUUCAGGCAAGUUGCGGAAGCAGCUAAAAAAGCAGCAAGACUCACUGGAUUCAGUGGACUCUUCAGUCUCUUCUUUAUGUUCAUCUAGCACUGCAUCUUCUUAUGGGACCAGAAGACGAUUUCAAAUUUAUUCCAAAUCUCCAUUCUACCGAGCUUCCUCAGCUGGCGAGGCCCUGGGAGUGGAAGGGCCAUUGGGCCAGACCAAGUCCCUAGAAGACAAGCCUCAAUUCAUCAGCAGAGGAACCUUCAACCCUGAAAAGGGCAAACAAAAAUUAAAGAAUGUGAAAAACUCACCUCAGAAAACCAAAGAGACCCCAGAGGGGACAGUUGUGUCUGGCCGCAGGAAAACUGUGGACCCAGACUGCAGCUCUACCCAACAGCUAGCUCUCUUUGGAAAUAAUGAGUUUAUGGUCUGAACUGGCAGAUGUGUUGUCCCUUCAUGGCUACAUCUCAUCUUUGGGGCCUCAUCACCUGGUCCACAAUAUUCAUCCUAAUUGUGGUCCUGCCUCUCGCCCAAGCAUACAACCAAGACCUUGUGUGCUGAAUUCCUGGUCCUCCUGCCGAAGCGGAAAGGCCUCUUUGAAGCCUGCUAGGGAUGGUGCCAGUUGUGCCUUGGCUGCUGUAUUUGACUAGAGAUUUGACUAAACAAAGCAACCAGGGCCUGGGGAUUUGGGUCAGUUGUGGAGGUCUUUGUAGUUGCCUCUCCUCCCUCCUCUUUUCCCUUCCCAGAGGUGAGUGUGGAACUGGGGGGACAUUGUGGGCUGGAGGGACCCACUGAUUUCUGACAUUUGAAGAAAACAUAUAAAUCUUUCUUAACCAUGAAAGUGAAAUCCUUUGGGUUUAUUUUGGGAUAGUUAGGAACUGGGGUAGAAUAUAAUUUUUUUCCAAGGAUUUAUAAACAAAAAGCCUAAGCCCUCUAUUUUAAGAUUUUUGAAAAACACUCCAUGUUAUAUUCUGGGAAAAGUGAAAAAGCAGUUGUCUCCAUUAAGCCAUCAGAGCAUGUCUCAGACAUCUGUGGUUACACAGUGAAGAGGAGAAUACAUGUUUUGCUUUUGAUGAUGUUUGAUGUCGUAAUAAUCAAUGCUGGUUUAACUCCUGGUUAGUUCCUGCCAAAUAUAUUGCAUGGCCCGAAAUUUCAGUAGCUAUACUGUUCUUAUAGCCCCUGAUUCUAGGAUCAGGUUCCUCUAAUAUUUUUUAAAUGUCCCAGAGACAUGGUGAACCCUAAACAUGAGGGUUUCAUGCUAAUCCAUCCAGGCUUUUCUCUUUGUAUAGAUUAAACUGAAGAUCAUAUAUGAACCUAUUUAUCUGCUGGUGGCUUUCCACCACGAGCUCAGACAAAUAAUGUGACCAUUUAAUCACUUCUCCCCAAACAUUCACACACAGCACUGCAUGAAUAAGUGUUACAGAAAGCUGCCAAAAAAAAAAAGAGAAAAGUUUUUAAUAUGACCCAUCUAACUUUUAUCUUCUUUUCCUCAGACCAUCAGUAUUAAAUAGAUGAAAAAAAAAAAAUCAAGGACUACUUGAAGCUAUUUUUGUUAAUAUUCUGGUUACUGAAGUUUACUGUAAAUAUAUAUAUGUAUAGUAUGCAUAUUUCUUUUUAACCUUAUGCUACCUUGCUUCCCAUGGAAUUUCUUCCCACAGAUUAGGGGCCAUUGGACGUGAUGGUGAGAGCCACUCAUCCCUGGGUUGAGGGAAAAGUCAGACCAUUUUUCUCACCACUGGGUGUCUCCAUAUACCUGAGUUAUGAAAGCAUUUUAAGCUUCUUAGCAUUUGUGGGAUUAGAAAUCUGUUUUUGCCUAUUUAUAAUAUAUGGAAAAUGAAACAUGAUACCCUUUCUCGAGAUAAGUAUGUGAAAAUGUUUUUUUAAAGUUACUAAAUGCAUCUUGUCUAACUACCACAUGCACUGUUCUAAAAAAGAGCCUUUACCAUCUGUAACCUGAAUUUUGGUUAUUCUUCCUUUUCAUACUUAGUUGAUGUGAAGUUAUAGAAAUAUUAAGACUUUCGUUAAGGCAGAGUCUCUCCUGUUACACAACACUGAACCUCAUGCCACUGCCUCCUUGGUUAUUGUUGAGCCCCAGAGGCCAGACAUGGAACAUCAUUCUGAGUGGCAGCUACAGGUAGCAGGAGGCUUACCUCUCUCUGGUUUGGGUUCAGAAAUGACCUCGGGAAAGGAAUCUUUCUAAAUCUCCAGAAUGAUGAUGGUUAGUAAGUAAAUGUUAGAUUUUAUAUCCUGCAAACAUCUGCCACCUUGUUCAUGCUGUCCUGAGGAGUAACAAAGGUAAAGCCUUUAAAAAUCUGAAUUUGAGAGUCUCCUAGAGUAAAACCCAACCCCUCAGCAUGGUGUGUCAGCGUGGGUGCCCCGGUCCCCGUGCCAGGCACAGUCAGUCGCAUUAUUCUUGGGAGGGUGGUUUUCAGCUGGCACUAAUGCUCCACUUGCUCCAGAACGUUGGUUAAAUACCAUACCAAAAAAAGAGAUUAGCCCUGUUGAAUAGUUUUCUUUGGCCCACAGAAAUGGCCUGGGAAACACAUCUUGGCACGUGGCCUCCCCUCUGAAUCUUUGUGGAGUUUUUGUUUUGUUGCUGUUGUUUUGCAAAGUAAGUUUUUGGCAGUUAAAAAACUACUCAUAUAGGUCACUUUAUAGGAACCAGGCGAUGGAUGUUAAGAGACUUUAUAAUUUUUCUCAGGGACCUAAAACCUGAAAUUGGAUAAAAUUAAAUAAAUAUUUGUUUUUCAGUUGCUAGAUUUGUGGAUUUCUAGUCAUUUAACAAGCUGCCAGAAUGGAGGGUGGGGGAAGGGAGAUCCAUGCAAUUGUAAGAAUGGAGAGCAAACGUGGGACCCUCCCUUUGAAGGAAAGCAAGCCGUUGUUCUCCUAACAUAACAGGCAUUGUUGGCCUGGGAAGGAGAUGAAGCCAUAACUCUAAAAAACUGUCAGAACCAAGCGCUGUAUCUCCUUCCCUCUGAUCUUAACUGGUCCUCUCCGUGGUUAAAGUUAUGUUACCACAAGGCGAUGCUGUAUUACCAGGGGUGCCCAAUCCCUGGGCUGCGGACUGUACCGGUCUCACAGCCUGUUAGGAACCGGGCUGCGCAGCAGGAGGUGAGCGGCGGGGUGAGCGAGGGAAGCUUCGUCUGCCGCUCCCCAUCGCUCGCAUCACCGCCUGAACCAUUCCCCCUCCCCCCCGCCCCCUGUCCGUGGAAAAAUUGUCUCCUACGAAACCAGUCCCUGGUGCCAAAAAAGUUGGGGACCGCUGCUGUAUUACCAUCACUUAUGAUUGAGAUAUUUAACCUUAGUAUAUGUCAAAUUUGUGUUUCCUAUUGCCUCUCUGCUCAUUUUCUUUGAUCUCAAAUGCCUCAAAGGAAAUCCCUGCAUGGCAGCAGUGGGGCAGCCCCUCAUUUGAAGCCCAUACUCUAAAAUGCAGAGCAUUCUCUUCUUAUCACACGUUCCCAGCCCCAAACACAGCCUGGAUUUUUAAUUCUCCCAAUUAAAGCCGACGUAUCCCUUACCAUGGAAAACGUAAUGGAAACAGAGAAGUGUGCACUGUGUAUCACAAAGCGAAGCAAAUACAGGAAGGAUUUAGGAAGGUGACGUGCUGAGUUUGUAAUGCGCUUUAUACUUCCUGCCAUUUUAAUUAUUUUGCCACUCGGCUUCUGAAAGACAAAGGAGAUACAGCUCAGUAUGAGCCUUGCAGAGGUAGAGGGACCUGAGGUUAGGGGGUGGGAUACAAGAGCCCCACCUUCUCAUGCUUUGGAAACCAGCUACAGCUCUUACCUUGCUGGGGGGUUAGUGGAGACUUCUGUCUUCCAUCACAACAACAAUAGGGUUGUUUUCACUGUCAAAGACAGAGGGUUCCAGAAGCAUGCUGAAAAAAGGAGGUCCAGCAAGGUUCUGCAGGCCCACUUUAGUGCCUGUGGGCCGUGGUUUUUUUAACUAUAAUGAAUGUGUACCUUUCACAAGCACUUUGGUGAACCAGAGAGAAGAAAGUGUUCUCAGGAUGUGUUUAAAGCUCAGAGUUUUAAGAAGAAACAAUGUCCAGACAGCUUUGCUCAUCCUUCUCUCUCCCUAUUUUCUCCCCCUUGGUGGGGAGCUGGACAACAUCAUUCUGUGUUGACAGAUGUGUUUGUCUACCCAUAAUUUUGUGACAAUUGGCACUGUCCCCCAAAACCACGCUAGCCUUGUAGUAAAAUUCCUUCGUAUUUGUGGGAGUCCUCUGUCUUUCUGUGCCCCUAAAAUACUGUUAACCACUUUGCUCUGGAACCAGUCCCACAUUUGAUUUGGUGGUAAAGGGCAAAACAAUGAUUGUGGAGGUGGAUCUUUUAGGUCUUGUUGGUCUCUUGGUUGAAACUGUUUUCAAAAGCCCCACCAAGGGGUCUGUCACCUUGCUCUCCAUCCAUACUUAAUGCCUAUUUAUCAGCCCUGUUAGGUCAUAUAAAAGUUUGCACCUUUUGAACAAGUAAUUGUAUUUACUAAGGGAAAGGUGUGGACUACAGAUUAGUAUUAUAUUAUUUUAAUGGAUUGAAAGUAAUUUAUAAGUAUGCUGAGUGUAAAUUUAUAAAAGACUAUGUAUUGUAAAAGGACACAUCCUGUGAAACAUAAUAUCAUUUUACUGUUUAACAGAAUAAUACUAUACGAAGAAUGAUUUGUCUCACCCACAGAACUGAUUACAUUCCUGAUGCAAUCAACAGGCACUUUGUGAUUUCCUUUUUUUUUUUUUUUUCAUCUUUUUUUGGUGGGAGGGAGGGGGACAUCAUGUGUAUAAAGUAGAGUUUGUGUCACUCAAAAUAUGCACUGUAUGGCUACACAAGAGCAGCUUGAUGAGCAGAUCACUCCGUGGCUCAUUAAAGAACAAAGCUUCCAGAAGCAGCAGUACGUGUGGUUUGUUUUCUGACCAUCCUGGCUCCCACCCCAACUCACUCCAACCUGAACCCAAGGAAGAGCAAUGAUUUUUGUUAAAGUGAUGUUUUUUUUAAGGAAAGGACUGAGCCCCCAAAUUUUCAAAGUACAGAGGUGGUAAUUAUUGGAACUCAGUAGAGUUCAAGUGAAGGUGAGAUUCAAGCUGUGAGUUUUCUGUAAUGGAUGCUAAGCGUCAAGACUUCAUUUAAUCAAUUUAGAGGUAGGUGGGCAGGGAAGGCAGUAAAUCUACAUUGAGGAUCCUCACCAAAAAGGCCAUGAAGAAGUAGCAAUAGCUGCUAAUAGAGGGCCCUAGUGUAUCCUUUUUGUU
Messenger RNA from Balaenoptera musculus (blue whale), 13333 nucleotides. It is a transcript of the gene MYO9A, whose product is annotated as myosin IXA. Gene Ontology annotation, molecular function: ATP binding; protein binding; GTPase activator activity. Bases 587 to 8533 code for a protein of 2648 amino acids. The transcript is spliced from 45 exons. Gene Ontology annotation, biological process: positive regulation of GTPase activity; intracellular signal transduction. NCBI's taxonomy places the organism in Eukaryota, Metazoa, Chordata, Mammalia, Artiodactyla, Balaenopteridae. The record is from RefSeq and is a predicted model, not a curated record. Gene Ontology annotation, cellular component: myosin complex.